Messenger RNA from Dichotomopilus funicola, 870 nucleotides. RefSeq lists its product as uncharacterized. Gene Ontology annotation, cellular component: prospore membrane; lipid droplet; ascospore wall. The transcript has 2 exons. Bases 1 to 870 code for a protein of 289 amino acids. The record is from RefSeq and is a predicted model, not a curated record. Lineage: Eukaryota; Fungi; Ascomycota; Sordariomycetes; Sordariales; Chaetomiaceae.
AUGCCGCCAUCAAGUGGAUCCCAUGCUUCACCUCUCUUACGCCCGGCCUAUGGCGUAGCAAACUAUGCAUCGCGGGCGAUUAGGUCCGCUGCUUACCCCAUCCGUGGCAUUUGGUACUUUUUGCGACAUCCCGAGUUCUAUCCGCUCUUCGUGAGCCGACUACUCCCGCUCUCCAUAAUAUCUUUUCUAGUGUACUUUAUCUUGUUCACAUUUGCCUUCCUACCCCAAUUCUUGUUUCUGCUCAUCUUCCAUGGCCGCGCGGGCGCUGUGAUCAACACAACGGUGCUGGUUCUUGGAGAAGGUUUGGUGGUCAUCCAGGGCCUUUUCGAGGGCUUCUUUGUUGACGAGUGUCGUGCCACGCUCAUCAACCAUGGCCUGACGGACCUGAUCGCGCCCCAGCGUGUCCUUUUCCCCGACGCCGCAAACUCCGUGCGUAUGCUCGGAAAACCGACGAGCCGUGCCGAGUACCAACCAUGGAGCCUCGUGCAAAUAAUCGAACUGAUCGUGUUCCUGCCCCUAAAUCUCGUCCCCUACGUCGGGACCAUCGCGUUCAUCAUGAUCACCGGCUCCCGGCUCGGCAAGCUGUCACAUCAUCGGUGGUUUAAACUCAGAGGGAUUAGCAAAAAGGAUGCGAAGAGGGAGCUUAAAAUCAGGCGCUGGGAAUAUUUGUGGUUCGGCACGGUCGCUAUGGUGUUGGAGCUUGUCCCGAUCCUGAGCUUUUUCUUCUUGCUGACCAGCACUGCCGGGGCGGCGAUGUGGGCGGCUAAGAUGGAGGAACAGUCAAGAGUACGUAUUGGGCGCCCCAUUACGCAGGAGGACGAAGCCAACCAUGAUGUGGAGGGGCCGGUGUUUCAUGAUGAUCCGGUGUAG